GUCGCGCAGGUUCUUGGGGGCUGGCCAUUCGGUGACGGCCUUGACUUUGACCGGGUCCAUGGCCACCUCGCCUUCGCGGAUGAUGAGGCCGAGGUACUCUACCUCCGUCUUCUCAAACUCGCACUUCUCUGGUCGCAGGUAGAGGUCGUGUUCCUG
Dichomitus squalens LYAD-421 SS1 is the source of this 156-nucleotide messenger RNA. RefSeq lists its product as uncharacterized. The record is from RefSeq and is a predicted model, not a curated record. The transcript has a single exon. NCBI's taxonomy places the organism in Eukaryota, Fungi, Basidiomycota, Agaricomycetes, Polyporales, Polyporaceae. The annotation marks the transcript as partial.